This is a messenger RNA of Hymenoscyphus albidus, 1907 nucleotides long. The record is from the annotation of a GenBank genome assembly. Lineage: Eukaryota; Fungi; Ascomycota; Leotiomycetes; Helotiales; Helotiaceae.
GUUUUAUCAAAGUUUGGCUGAAAGAGUAAUGGCCAAUGAAGGGAUCUCCAAGUCGAAAUGCCCCUCUCUGCAUACGGACUACCCCACGCCGUUUUCAAUCCGGACCGGAGGAGGGAAAGGGGAAAGAGCCGAGGCUUUUCUCGCUCGCCACCAAAACCGAUUAAGCCGCACUGCAUGGCAACCAACCUGACCAACCCUGGGAACAACUCACGAGUCAAGAUAACUCUUUCCUUCUACUCGUACACUUCUCGCUGUCUCUGUGUCUUCGAUUGUCUUUCUCCUCGAAACUUUCUCCUCGAAAGUUCCUUUUAUCCCAACACCAUACCUGAAACCCUACCAUUCCUUUUAUCUCCAAGACACCAAAUCUUGACCUUCGAGACACAACAUGGCUUCGAUUGUGAAGGCAUUACGCACAGUGACCCAGAGGGCUACUUUGACAGCACGACCGACUUUGAGACCUGUUCGAGCCAGCAGAAUAUACCAACAGUCAGUAUAUAUUUUCUUCCAACUCCACUCAUUCUAAUAUCUCUUUCAGCGCGAGGCCCCUCUCCGCCACAGCACGCCGACGAAAUGAUGAUAUUGACAUUACCGAAUUCCCUCCUACACCCAUUACCCACCUGUCCGAAAUAGAAGCGGCCAUGGCAGACUCAGUCUCCAAGUUUGCCAACGAAGUCAUUGCCCCCAAAGUCCGAGAAAUGGACGAGAAGGAGUCAAUGGACCCAACUAUCGUGGAACAGCUAUUUGAACAAGGCUUUAUGGGUGUGGAAAUUCCGGAAGAGUACGGUGGUGCUGGCAUGAACUUCACAGCCGCUAUUGUCGGGAUUGAAGAGCUGGCUCGAGUUGAUCCUAGUGUCAGUGUGAUGGUAGAUGUGCAUAAUACACUGGUCAAUACUGCCAUAAUAAAAUAUGCCAGUACGGAGUUGAAGAAGAAAUGGCUUCCCCGUCUGGCAACGGACACAGUUGGUACGUCCUUCCUCGAAGGACUUUUGCAAAAAUGUAAGCUAACAAAUUAGGAUCCUUUUGUCUCUCUGAGCCUGUCUCUGGUUCUGACGCAUUUGCUCUUGCCACCAAAGCUACUAAAACAGACUCCGGAUACAAGAUUUCGGGCAACAAGAUGUGGAUUACUAACUCUAUGGAGGCAGAUUUCUUCAUUGUUUUUGCAAAUCUUGACCACAGCAAGGGUUAUAAGGGCAUCAGUGCCUUUAUUGUCGAGAAGGGCAUGAAAGGUUUCUCAAUAGCAAAGAAGGAGAAGAAACUCGGUAUCAAGGCUAGCAGCACGUGUGUGCUUAACUUUGACGACGUCGAAGUUCCCAAGGGAAACCUAUUGGGCCAGGAAGGUCAUGGAUACAAAUAUGCUAUUGCUCUACUGAACGAGGGGCGUAUCGGUAUCGCCGCACAGAUGACCGGACUUGCCCUCGGAGCUUUUGAGAACGCCGCAAAGUAAGCUUGGAUCACAAAUCCCGGGUAUUUCACAUGUUAACAACAUUUUAGAUAUGUAUGGAACGAUCGAAAGCAGUUCGGACAGCUAGUCGGUGAUUUUCAAGGAAUGCAGCACCAGAUUGCGCAGUCUUACACUGAGAUUGCCGCUGCUCGGGCACUAGUCUAUAAUGCUGCUCGAAAGAAGGAGGCUGGCCAGGACUUUGUGCAAGAUGCAGCGAUGGCGAAGCUAUAUUCUUCGCAGGUUGCAGGAAGAGUCAGUGGGCUUGCCAUUGAGUGGAUGGGAGGUAUGUAGAGUAUUUCCAAUGGCCAAAACUCCGUAUUAACAAAUUCUAGGAAUGGGAUUCGUCCGAGAAGGUAUUGCAGAGAAGAUGUGGCGAGAUAGCAAGAUUGGAGCGAUUUAUGAAGGAACGAGUAACAUCCAGUUGACGACGAUUGCCAAGUUGUUGAAGAACCAGUACUCAACUUGA